This is a messenger RNA of Vigna unguiculata (cowpea), 900 nucleotides long. RefSeq lists its product as uncharacterized. Gene Ontology annotation, biological process: defense response to other organism. The record is from RefSeq and is a predicted model, not a curated record. Lineage: Eukaryota; Viridiplantae; Streptophyta; Magnoliopsida; Fabales; Fabaceae.
UACACAGACACAGUGUUUAAAGAGAAACCAUGCGAAUCUCAAAAGCUUCCCUCUACGCUCUCCUUCUCCACAAACCUUACAGCCACCAAAACCUCGUCGUUUUAUCGCGGCGUCGUGUCAUCUCGUGCGCGCUGAGUAUGGCGCUGCUGGUGAGCACGCUCUACGUUCUGUGGCCGUCGGAUCCAGAUCUGAAGAUCGUGGGGCUAAAGCUGCGGCGGAUAAAGGUGCACCCUGUGCCGCCGGUCACCGUGGACAUCUCCAUGCUGCUGACGCUGCAGGUGCGCAACGCUGACGUGUACUUCAUGGACUUGGGUGCGGUGAACGUGGCAGUGGCGUACAGAGGGAAGAUGCUGGGUCACGUGAGGUCGAAGGAGGUGCACGUGAGGGCGAGAGGGUCUUCCCACGUGGAUGCUGACGUGGAAUUCGCCGGCAUAAGUGUUCUGCCGGAGCUGGUGCUGCUUCUGGAGGACGUGGCCAAAGGUAUCGUACCCUUUGACACAGUUAGCCACACCAGUGGCCAAUUGGGCGUUUUCUUCUUUCACUUCCCCAUGAAGGCAAAAGUAUCAUGUGAGGUUCUGGUCAGUAUAGUAAACCAGACUAUUAUUCGACAACAUUGUCUCCACGAGUGACCACACAGGGUCCCCAGAAGAGUCCAAAGAUGUUAGCCCCCACUUUGUGGAAGGACUUAGGGUAGUGGGGUAGUGACAGUACAACUCUGUGGCGACGUAAGAAAAUAAAUGAAGGUGGCGAAGGAAUCGAUGGGACCAAGAUGUUAGGUUACAUGCAGAACAGUAAAAUGCUAUCAACUUCUGGUUCGUUAUUUAAUAUAGUUUUAGUUUAUCUUAAAUAAAGUUUUCUCCAAGAAAAAUAUAUAGUUGUAAUUUUUUGCUGGUUAGAGAA